Molecule: messenger RNA, 2990 nt
Organism: Humulus lupulus (European hop)
Lineage: Eukaryota; Viridiplantae; Streptophyta; Magnoliopsida; Rosales; Cannabaceae
Exons: 4
Coding region: 253-2529 (758 amino acids)
Molecular function (GO): protein binding; zinc ion binding
Source: RefSeq, a predicted model, not a curated record
UGUUUUAAUGAGUGGAAACUGAAUAUGAAACGUAUAUAUGUAAACUAUUACGCACGCCCAAAGCAACAACAUCUUCCACUCUCUCUCUCAUUGUCUGUACGGACGAGUGUCUUUGGAAGCAUAUACAAUAUUAGACAGACAUGACAUGAUUGAGUUCUUAGUUUCUCAGUAACAACUCCAAAUCCAGAGUAGCAAUCCGACCAAGAUAAACCCCUCUUUCUUAUAAUCCUUUUUUGGAAGGCUGGGAAGAAAAUGAUAGCUAUAUGCCAAUCUGGGGGUGAGUUUGUCACCAAUAAAGAUGGUACAUUGUCCUACAAGGGAGGAGAUGCUCACGCUAUAGACAUUGAUGAUGAGGUUAAGUUUGAUGAUUUUAGGCUUGAGGUGGCUGAAAUGUUCAAUUGUAACAUGAAUUCAAUGUCAAUUAAGUACUUUCUUCCUGGGAACAAGAAGACCCUCAUCACGAUUUCGAAUGAGAAAGAUCUUAAGCGCAUGAUUAAGUUCCAUGGAGAUUCUUCCACGGCUGAUAUCUAUGUAAUCAUGGAAGAGAUUGCUGCCCAGGAUGUUUCUAACAUGCCCGCCAGUAGGUCUAGCAGAACAACGUUGUCUGAAACUGUGGUUCCAGUUGAUGCUACUCUUGAUGUUGUGGGUGAUACUGCUCAACCCGAUAUGGCGAUUGAUGUUGUGGAUGACACCAAUGCUCAAAUUGAUUUAGCUGCUGAUAUUUCACCCAUUUUCCCUCUUGUUGCUUCCAUUGAUGAUAAGAAUGCUAAAGGUGCGCAGCAGUGGCAGAACACUAUCACUGGUGUCGGUCAAAGAUUCAGCGGUGUUCAUGAAUUUCGUGAGUCCUUGCGUAAAUAUGCUAUUGCACAUCAGUUUGCAUUCAAGUAUAAGAAGAAUGAUAGUCACCGUGUGACUGUCAAGUGCAAAGCUGAAGGUUGCCCUUGGAGAAUUCAUGCAUCACGGCUGUCAACUACUCAAUUGAUAUGCAUUAAGAAGAUGAAUCCCACACAUACUUGUGAAGGGGCUGUAGCAACAACUGGGCAUCAAGCAACUAGGAGUUGGGUUGCGAGCAUUAUUAAAGAGAAGUUGAAAGUCUUUCCAAAUUAUAAGCCCAAGGAUAUUGUAAAUGACAUCAAGCAGGAAUAUGGAAUACAGUUAAACUACUUCCAAGCCUGGCGAGGGAAGGAAAUUGCAAAGGAGCAGCUUCAGGGUUCAUACAAAGAAGCAUAUAAUCAAUUACCUUAUUUCUGUGAGAAGAUAAUGGAGACCAAUCCAGGUAGUUUAGCGAAUUUUACCACCAAGGAAGACUCAAGUUUUCAUCGUCUUUUUGUUGCAUUCCAUGCCUCAUUGUAUGGUUUCCAGCAAGGUUGCAGGCCUCUCAUUUUUCUAGAUGGUGUACCCCUGAAGUCGAAAUACCAAGGCAAUUUAUUAGCUGCAACAGCUGCAGAUGGGGAUGAUGCAGUUUUCCCUCUUGCUUUUGCUGUGGUGGAUGCAGAAACUGAUGAUAACUGGAAUUGGUUUUUAUUGCAACUAAAAUCAGCAUUAUCAACAUCUUGUCCACUGACAUUUGUGGCAGACAGACAGAAGGGCUUAAGGGAAUCAAUUCCAGAGGUAUUCAAGGGUUCUUACCAUGGCUAUUGCCUACGGUACCUUAGUGAGGAGCUUCUUAGAGACUUGAAAGGACAGUUUUCUCAUGAGGUGAAGCGGCUGAUGGUUGAGGAUUUUUUCACUGCUGCUUAUGCACUGAAGUCUGAAUCCUUCCAAAGUUCUCUUGAGAAUAUCAAAAGUAUUUCGCUAGAGGCUUACAAUUGGAUUGUGCAAAGCGAACCACAUAACUGGGCAAAUGCUUUUUUUCAGGGUACCAGAUAUAAUCACUUGACUUCAAAUUUUGGGGAGCUGUUCUAUAGUUGGGCCUCUGAAGCAAAUGAAUUACCAAUAACUCAAAUGGUUGAUGUGAUAAGGGGUAAGAUUAUGGAAUUAAUUUAUACACGACGAACAGAUUCUAAUCAGUGGUUGACAAGGCUCACACCAUCCAUGGAGGAAAAAUUAGAAAAAGAAACCCAUAAAGUCCGAGGACUUCAAGUGCUACUUUCAGCUGGUAGCACAUUUGAGGUUCGUGGAGACUCCAUUGAAAUUGUUAACAUUGAUCACUGGGAGUGUAGUUGCAGAGGAUGGCAGCUUACUGGUUUGCCUUGCUGCCAUGCAAUUGCAGUCAUCAGUUGUUUAGCUCAGAGUACGCAUGAUUAUUGUUCGCGGUAUUACACAACUGAGAGCUACAGAUUAACGUACUCGGAGUCGAUUCAUCCUAUUCCAAAUGUUGACAUGCCUCUAUUGCAAGAUUCUUCCCAAACGGCAAUAACCGUAACCCCUCCUCCCACCCGUCGUCCACCAGGCCGACCUACAACAAAGAAACAAGUAUCACUAGAUGUAUCUAAACGUCAACUGCAGUGCAGCCGGUGCAAGGGUCUUGGGCACAACAAGUCCACCUGCAAAGAACUGGAUUGCAUCACUGCACCAGGAACAUCAUAAAUUGUACAUCUAACAGCUCUUUAUGAGGGACUGCAAGAUUUACAGAACCCAUAUUUUGGUUUUCAGCAACCAGGAAAGGAAUUUAAAUGUAUGUAAAUGUAGUUGUAGUGGUCUGUGUUUAUAAUUGCAGUUACUCUAGCUCACUAGCUAUUAUUGUGCUAUGAAGAUUUAGUGCCCAUGUUAAGGAACGAGAGAUUUAGGAUAAGAAUAUUGACUUAAAUUUAGUUGAGGUUUCAUUAGUGUAGGAUAACUCGUGGGUAGCCUUUAUCUGUUACUAUCUGCAAAAAUAUAGAAUAAUAGGGUAGGGUGAGAGGAGAACUUUUUUUUUAUAAUGUAGUCGUGGAAUACGGAUAUUCUACCCGUUGCCAUCUAUAAUGCUCGUAUAGAAUUUGUACCAGUACCACCCCGUUGCUUCUUGAUUUAAAGUCUUUGUGAAUGGUAUUUAGUUACUCUUUUUUUUU